Messenger RNA from Cinara cedri, 1833 nucleotides. The record is from the annotation of a GenBank genome assembly. Lineage: Eukaryota; Metazoa; Arthropoda; Insecta; Hemiptera; Aphididae.
AUGCGUGCGGUGCUGACCGCGGUUUUGCUAUGCGCGGUCGUGGGCGGCGCGGUGUGCAACAUGCAGCCGGUGGCCGUGACCAACGCCGCGGCCGCGCCGGCCGGCCGGUGUGAGGAGAUCACGAUCCCGAUGUGCCGCGGCAUCGGGUACAACAUGACGUCGAUGCCCAAUCAGCUGAACCACGAGUCCCAAGAGGAAGCCGGCAUGGAAGUACACCAGUUCUGGCCGCUGGUCGAGAUCAACUGUUCGGCCGACCUCAAGUUUUUCCUGUGCUCGGUGUACACGCCCAUAUGCAUCGAGGAGUACCAGCAGCCGUUGCAGGCGUGCCGGAGCGUGUGCGAACGGGCCCGGGACGGGUGUCUGCCGGUGAUGCAGCGGUACGGGUUCGUGUGGCCGGAAAAGAUGCAGUGCGACAAGUUGCCCGUGAACGGCGGCCCGGAACUGUGCAUGGCCCAGGACGUGUACGAACAGCAGCAGGGACCGGCCGCGAAACCGACCAAGAAGCCGCCCGGCGGGACGCCGGGCAAGUGCAAGCCCGGCAGCAGGGCCAAGGGCUGUGAGAAGUACGCGUUCGACGGCGACGACUGCGAGUGCAAGUGCCGGCCGCCGUUGGUGGCCGUCGAGAAAGACUCGGUCCGGUACAACCGGAGCGGCGUGUCCGUGGCCGGCGUAGACAACUGCGCCAUGCCGUGCCGGGGAGUGUUGUUCAACGACGAAGAGAGAGACUUCGCGUCCACUUGGAUCGCCCUGUGGUCGAGCAUAUGUUGCGUGACCACGCUGAUGACGUUGACCACGUACACCAUAGACACGCAGCGGUUCAAAUAUCCGGAAAAACCCAUUGUGUUCCUGUCGGGCUGCUACCUGAUGGUCAGCCUGGGGUACCUGAUUCGCGUGUACGCCGGCCACGACGCCGUCGCCUGCGAGCUCGACGGGUCCGUCAAGUACAACGCUUCGGGGCCCACGCCGUGCACACUGGUGUUCUUGCUGCUGUACUUCUUCGGCAUGGCCUCGUCCAUAUGGUGGGUCAUAUUGGCGUUCACGUGGUUCCUGGCGGCCGGGCUCAAGUGGGGCAACGAGGCGAUCGCUUCGUACUCGCAGUACUUCCACCUGGCCGCGUGGCUCAUACCCACCGUCAAGUCGCUGGGCGUGCUAGUCAUGUCGGCCGUGGACGGCGACACGUUCGCCGGCGUCUGCUACGUGGGCAACCAGAACCCGGACAACCUGAAGAUGUUCGUGCUGGCCCCGCUCAUCGUCUACUUGGUCCUGGGCGUGUCGUUUCUGUUGGGCGGAUUCGUGUCGCUGUUCCGCAUCCGGAACGUCAUCAAACAGCAGGUGGGCCGCAGCAAGGCGGACAAACUGGAAAAGCUGAUGAUCCGCAUCGGUGUGUUCAGCGUGAUGUACACCGUGCCCGCGUCCGUGGUCAUCGGCUGUUACUACUACGAGGCCAGGUACAUGCCCGACCGGAUCGCGCACUCUGCGUGCCCGUGCGCCGACCCGGACCGGGACACCAAGCCGGUGUACACCAUGCUGAUGCUCAAGUACUUCAUGACCCUGGUGAUGGGCGUCACGUCGGGCGUGUGGAUAUGGUCCGGCAAGACGAUCGGCUCGUGGAAGAGACUGUCCCGGCGGCUGUUCGGCGGCGGCGGCGGCGGCCGUACGUCCAAGGGCGGGCCCAACCCGAUACUGAUCAACCCGGGCAAGCAGCGGAAACAAUUGCAAUACAUGCCGGCGCCGUCCGUGCCGGGCAGCACGCUGCCGUCGUCCCAUCACCUCGCCCCGUCGUCCAGCCUGCACCACCACAUCAUCAAACAGGCGCCGCUCAGCCACGUAUGA